Aspergillus calidoustus is the source of this 1236-nucleotide messenger RNA. The record is from the annotation of a GenBank genome assembly. NCBI's taxonomy places the organism in Eukaryota, Fungi, Ascomycota, Eurotiomycetes, Eurotiales, Aspergillaceae.
AUGCCCUCUGCAACAAACCACCCCCUAGACGUCGCUAUUAUCGGCGCCGGCCUCGGCGGGCUCGCUGCGGCCGUGGCGCUGCGUCGAGAGCAUCACAACGUCACCGUGUACGAGCGGUACGAUUUUGCGGGUGAGGUUGGUGCGUCGCUGAGCGCUGCGCCGAAUGGGUCGAAGCUUCUGGAGAGGUGGGGGGUUGAUAUCCAGGCUGCUAAGCCGGUGAUUCUGCGCAAACUCAUCAUGCACGACUGGGCGACUGGCAAGACGCAGAAUGAGUAUCCGCUUGGUGACUAUAGGGCGAGAUUUGGCACUGAAUAUAACAACUUCCACCGCAUCGACAUCCACGCCCAACUCCGCAAAUCCGCCUUUGAAGAGCACGGAGACGGUCCACCCUGCAUCCUCAAAGUAAGCCACAAGGCAAUCGCCAUCAACCCCGAAGCCGGCACAAUAACCUUUGAAAACGGGCACAGCACCACCGCCGACCUCGUCGUCGCAGCCGACGGCAUCCGCUCGCUCACCCGCCUGCAACUCGGCAUCACCCCCAACUACACCCUGUCCACAUCCUGCUGCUACCGGUGCAUCAUCUCGGCCUCGAAACUGCGCGCCCUGGGACUCGACGACUACAUCGACAACGAGGCAAUCGAGUACUGGGGCGGGUUCGGGAUCAACAAGAUCGUCAUGAGCCCGUGCAGUAGCGGCGACGUGGUAAGUUGCUACUGCUUCUACCCGUCGGAAUAUAAUAAUCUGCGCGAGGAUGGGUGGAACAUCGCGGCGAGCCCGGAACAGCUCCUCGACACGUUUCCGGAUCUGGAUCCGAGGAUGCGGGCUCUUUUCGCCGACGCCGAGGAUGUCAAGAUGUGGAGGUUAUACCGGCACGACCCCUAUCCCUACUGGACAAGAGGCCUCGUCUGCCUCCUCGGCGACGCCGCGCACCCGAUGAUGCCCGAUCAAUCGCAAGGGUCGUGCAUGGCGUUUGAGGAUGCCGGUGCGCUGGGUCUGAUAUUCCACCGGGGGUUCCGCGAGGAGUAUACAGUCGAGACUGGUCUGAAGCUAUACGAAAGGCUGCGCAAGCCACGGGCAACCCGCGUACAGGAGGCGAGUUUCCGCGCGAGAGAAGAUCUUAAUGAGCGCAUUGGAUGGUCGUCCAAGACCGAUCGCCCCGGCAAGUUGACGAUUGAGGAGGUUUGCGGGUAUGAUAUGCAGGGCCAUUUACGCGAGUUGUUAGCGGGCGGGGUGUAG